CCCCCGUGUCUGUCUGAGACCCCUCUCCCCCGUCCUCUGUGAGCCGGCCGCAGUAUGGAGGAUGUGGACGGUCAGAGCUCGGCCAGAGCCCCGCAGAUGACAGGAUCCAGCCCAGGAUCCGGUUCCUCCGGCCGCUGGCUUCCGCAGCCUCUUACCAGGAGGAAUCAUUCCUACCCCAGAGAGUUGCUGAAUGGUGAGUAUUCAGAAGAUGAAGAGCCACCAGACCUCGAGUCAGAGUCUGGAGACGUUCCAAGUGGUUCAGAAAGCGGCCCCAGUAGCAUGCUGUUAGAAAGCCAAGAUUUAAGAACACAGAUCAUACAGCUGCUUACAGAGCUGGAAGAAACGCGGGAUCUGGCACUAAAACAUGAAGACAGCUUUUUGGAGAUGCAAGGUAUCUUGGAGGAAGAACGACUGGCAAGUGCUCAACAAGCUGAGAUUUUUACCAAGCAAAUUCAGAGGCUGCAAGCUCAGCUCCGGUCCGUGCAGGAAGAAGUGGACAGCUUGGAGCAGGAGAAGGAGUGCGAGCUGCUGGAGGUGUCCCAAGAGUUACGAUGCGCCCAGGAGGAGAUCAUGUCUCUGCGGCAGGCUGCAGAAGAAGCAGCGGCCGAGAGGGAGAGCGACAUUGCCUCCUUGCAGGAGGAGAUGUGCAGGCUACGAGCAGAGCUGCAGGAACUGCAGGAGACAAGACAGGAGUAUGAAAUGGAGAUAACCACUCUUAGAGCAGAGAUCAGCAUGAAAUGCUGUAGCAGCCAUGCAGGUCAGGAGCCUGCAACCCUGCAGGGAGAGCUGCAGUUCCUGCGAGACCAGUGUCAGCACCUCCAGAUGGAACGUAGUAUUCUGCAAGAGAGUAACAGUCAGCUGAAAAGUCAUCUCCUGCUCCUGGGCGAAGAAAGGGUGGGUAACACCAGUCAUGGGGAUGGCACAGAAGAGUCGAAUCAAGACCAUGGAGAAGAGAGUGAUAGCCUGACUGAGAAUAAGAUCCCACAGUAUGACGCUGAAAACAUCAUGGCUCAGAGUGAAGAUAUUGAGCCGAAGAGAGAACUUAAAGUGACCCGUGAGGAGGACAGGAGCAGACUGCAUGUCCAGCUUCAGAGUGCAGAAGAGAAGGUGCAGAAAGCCCAGAGUGAGUGCGCCUGUCUCCUCUCUGAGAUUGAGGAACUGCAACAACGUCACCUUCUCAGCCAGGAGGAGCAGGAGAAGUUACAGGAGGAGCUGAGGUUGUGUAGAGAGGAAAUCCAUAGGCUGAAGGAGAGUGGUUUACAGGCCGCUCUUUGGAAUCCACUCCUCCUCCUGGCGGGGGCUGUAGCCUUGGUAUUACUGUGUCCGAAUUUGAGGAGAGGCCCUGACUGAUUGCGGACUGCGCCGACACUGCACAGCAUUUCUACACUAUACCAUGCGCCAUAUUUAGAUGAUGCCAUACUGACACUGCAAAACGGUCACCACACAUAACUAUGAGCUCAGCACAGCAUUCCUCCUGCAUCUACCGCACAUACAGUAUUAUGUACGUAGUGCAUUCAUUCUAUAUAUUGUGAAAUACGCCAGUGGACAAACCCUAGUGAGCGUUUCUAACCCAUGCUUAUCGUAUUGUGCGCGCCGUCAGUCCCACUGCUCACCAUUCAGCUCAGCAUGAUGACGUACAUAGAGAAUCCAGCACAUGGAUAAAACUAGUUUACACAUUCUGCACGACUGAUUCAUCCGGCCAUUGUGCUGCAAUAUGAACAAUGAUAUACUUAGGAAGUAGAGAUUAGACUUUUGAAUAUUAGCUUUUUUGAGUGGUCAUACAUUAUAGUUUAUUAGUCUAGUUCUUCAGGUGCCUAUCUCUGUGUACAUAUACUUUUAGCAGUAGCAACAGGCUCUGUGUUCCCUGGGUGCUCUGUCCUAAUGGUGCAAAGCUCUGGCACUUGUUCCAUAUAGACUAUGCUUGUAUUUUCUUUACCUGCUCAGAUCUUUCAUGUCUUGGUACA
Bufo bufo (common toad) is the source of this 1964-nucleotide messenger RNA. It is a transcript of the gene CCDC136, whose product is annotated as coiled-coil domain containing 136. Gene Ontology annotation, cellular component: acrosomal membrane. NCBI's taxonomy places the organism in Eukaryota, Metazoa, Chordata, Amphibia, Anura, Bufonidae. The coding region runs from base 55 to 1350 and encodes 431 amino acids. The transcript has 9 exons. Gene Ontology annotation, biological process: acrosome assembly; single fertilization. The record is from RefSeq and is a predicted model, not a curated record.